UCUUGAUUCGCCGCCGCGUACACCGAACCAGCAUCGAUUUGCCGCCGGCAGGGGACCCGGCCGGGGCACCUCGCGCCGCGCGCACCCGACGAGCGCUGCCCCAAGGCCGCUCCGGGCAGCCUCGAGACGCCACAGGCGUGAGGCGCUGCCAGACGCGAUGGCCAAGCCCACUCAAACGAAUGAGGCCCUAGGCCUCCGGCACGCCAUGCCUCUGCUCGUGAUCAACCUGGGCGGCGAGAUGCUGUAUGUCCUCGAACAGCGCCUGGGCGCGCAACAAGUCAAGACCGACAAGUCGCAGCGCGUGCUGUGCGACGUCGUGAAAACGAUGUUCUCGCGGCGCUUCGUCGAAGAGUUGUUUAAACCCCAAUUCCUGUAUAAGGACCGGAACGUGCGCCAGAUCUUCGAUAAACUGGCCCAUAGUUCAAUCAUGAAGCUGAACGAGACGAGCAUGGGUAAACUUUACAGUCUGAUGGUCAUGGGGGCGAAAUUUCAAGUGGUAAGGGUAGCGACACCCUGCCAUGUAUUAGAUGUCACUAUUGAGCACCUGGAGCAGCUCAAAAAGAUGUGUGCUUCUGACGUGACCGAUGCGUUGCUAGAUUACUGCUUGGAGUCGUGUCAGACGUGCUACGGGCGGUUCACGCCGGGCGACUGGUGUUUGUGUCGGCAGCAAUUACUAAGCUUCUUUUCGACGCGGAGAGUGCGGGUCUCGAUCUUUCUCCAGCGCGAUUUACAAGGCCAGGACGGCACUUUAAGGUUGGAGCACGGCGGCCCCCUGACGACUGGCGCGCUACCACUGACGAAGACGCAUCCCUUGGCACGAAACUACCAUGCUGAAAACAGGUCGCGGCACGCUCGUCAAUUGGGCAGGAACAUGUACGCGGAGCCACUCCCCGAGGCGAAAGAGGUACCCGAGGUGAAACCCGUCGCGGCAAAGGAGGAGCCGCCGGCGGCGAAGCCGUCGACGGCCUGUCUGGAGCUGAACCUGCUGGCGGACCUGGUCGGCGGCGACGACGUACCGGUGGAGAGUUUUCGGUUGGCGCUCUUCGAAGAUGAACAUGAGGCGGCGUCUCCACUAGUAGACGACGCGCGGAGGAUCGACGCCCGCGCGCAGCGGAAGGGCGUGGACGAGCGCUUCGCGGAGCUCGGGUUCGAUGACGAUGUGAAGAGCGAGGCGAAGAGUGACGACUCCGACGAUUUGCUGGACCUGAUGGACUCGAUUAAGUAAAACCUAG
Molecule: messenger RNA, 1232 nt
Organism: Pelagomonas calceolata
Lineage: Eukaryota; Pelagophyceae; Pelagomonadales; Pelagomonadaceae
Source: the annotation of a GenBank genome assembly